Messenger RNA from Anguilla anguilla (European eel), 1478 nucleotides. RefSeq names its product chromosome 8 C7orf25 homolog (gene c8h7orf25). Bases 144 to 1457 code for a protein of 437 amino acids. The transcript has 2 exons. Lineage: Eukaryota; Metazoa; Chordata; Actinopteri; Anguilliformes; Anguillidae. The record is from RefSeq and is a predicted model, not a curated record.
GGGAAGUCUGGGCAUUUCCUUGAACUUCAGGAACGCAACCAGCAGCACUAGACCAGAGCGACUUCGAACUAACGGUUGUGCACCAGGAGCAAGAUAAGCAGCGAGGGCUUUAACUUGCCGGGUUUUCGAAUGAUGUCCCAGCAAUGGCAACACAGUCCAUGCUGCAGGAUCGGAUCAGAGAGGCCCAGGACCUGCUGGGGCGGGUGGAGCAGCUGUGCGGCCAGCAGCCCCGGAGCGUGGAGGGCCGGGCCAAGCUGUGCAGCAAGCUGCGCGCCGAGCUCAAGUUCCUGCAGAAGGUGGAGGCGGGCAAGGUGCUGAUCAAGGAGUCCCACCUGCAGAGCACCAACCUCACCCACCUGAAGGCCAUCGUGGAGUCGGCCGAGAGCCUGGAGGACGUGGUGGGCGUGCUGCACGUCUUCACCUACGAGGGCCCCGGCGGGCACAAGCAGACGCUGGUGGUGGACGUGGUGGCCAACGGCGGCCACACCUGGGUGAAGGCCAUCGGGCGCAAGGCCGAGGCGCUGCACAACAUCUGGCAGGGGCGGGGCCAGUACGGCGACAAGAGCGUGGUGCGGCAGGCCGAGGACUUCCUGCAGGCCAGCCGCCAGCAGACCGUGCAGUACAGCAACCCCCACAUCAUCUUCGCCUUCUACAACGGGGUGUCCAGCCCCAUGGCCGACCGGCUGCGGGAGAUGGGCAUCUCCGUGCGCGGGGACAUCGUGGCCGUCAACUCGGUCGGCGGGGUGGACGAGGGCGGGGCCCGGGAGGAGGGGAGCGAGGACGAGGAGGACGGCAGCAGCGGGGGGGAGGGAGAGGAGGGCGGCGGGGACGAGGAGGGCCAGGGGGAGGAAGAGCACGACGAUGAGGACGACGAGGACGCCCUGCACACCAGGGUAGACCGGGCCACCGUGGUGGCCAGCCUGGCCUUCCCGACGGAGGUGAAGGUGGACGUGUGCAAACGGGCCAACCUGGACAUCACCACGCUCAUAACCUACGUGUCCUCGCUCAGCCACGGCAACUGCCACUUCGCCUUCCGGGAGCAGGUGCUGACGGAGCAGGCGGCCCAGGAGCGGCAGGAGAAGGUCCUGCCCAAGCUGGAGGAGUUCAUGCAGGGCAAGGAGCUGUUCGCCUGCCAGUCGGCCGUGCACGACUUCCGGGUGAUCCUGGACACGCUGGGGGGCCCCGGGGAGAAGGCCCGGGCCGAGGAGCUGCUGGCCCGCCUGCGGGUGGUGCCGGACCAGCCCUCGGACCGCACCCUCCGCCUGGUCACCAGCUCCAAGGUCAACCGCCGCUCGCUCACCAUCUUCGGCACCGGCGACUCGCUGCGCGCCGUCACCAUGACGGCCAACAGCGGCUUCGUCCGGGCCGCCGCCAACCAGGGCGUGCGCUACACCGUCUUCAUCCACCAGCCGCGCGCGCUCACCGAGGGCAAGGAGUGGAGGGCCACGCCCAUAUGAGGGGGGGUGGGGGUGGGGGUG